This is a messenger RNA of Vespa mandarinia (Asian giant hornet), 1146 nucleotides long. RefSeq lists its product as uncharacterized. NCBI's taxonomy places the organism in Eukaryota, Metazoa, Arthropoda, Insecta, Hymenoptera, Vespidae. The record is from RefSeq and is a predicted model, not a curated record.
AUGCCAUCUUCCAUGCUAAUAAAUUUGUGUAAAUAUCGAUGUGGGACAGGGAAGUGUUUAUCCUGGUUAUUCUGGAUAUCUGCAACGCUUUCAACCCCUUGCCGUGGGCCAUUAUGGUUAGGGCAUUGGAGCGGGUUCCGCUUUGUCCCUACGUUAUUGAACAUUGCCUAUGACAGUGUCCUCCGAAUUGCGAUGCCAGGAGGCUCCCGUGUUGUCUACCUUGCGGAUGACACGGUCUUCCUGUCAUCGGAAUGGAACCUAUCUCAGACUAUCAUAAACGCUGAGCGUGGCUUGUACGUUUUGGUAGAGGAGAUCGAUGGGUUGGGUCUUAACGUGGAGCUGCAAAUGCCGGAGACCGUGGCCUUCCUUGCCUCUGCCUUCUGCAAACGCAGAAAUGUCCCGCCCCCUAAGAUUUGCCUUAGUGGUGUUUGCGUACAAAUUACUACAAGCGUUAAAUACCUGGGCAUAGAAAUAGAUUCAAAAAUGUCGUUCUGGCCCCACUUCGAUGCCCUAAUCCCUAAAGCGGAGGGAGUCCUCUGGUCCAUUAGGAGGCUACUUCUGUUUAGUAAGGCUGUAUUGGGUACUCCUGCCAGAAGGAGGGCAAUAGAAGCGUGGAAGUAUUGGGAACUUGUGCUCGUAGGAGCACCAGCAGCAACGAGAGUGCGUGCGAGGGCACGUAUUGCUGAAUAUUUAGCUGAACGGAUUGGUAGGCCGCUCUAUAUCGGAACGACAUUUCACACCACACAACUGAUGAUUGAACAUGUCUAUUUCCCGGUGCACUAUAAUAAGAUAAGGAUGAGUCAUUCCGCAUGUUGUUUCCAUUGCGGAGAGAAUGGGAAUACAGUUGAGCACAACCUGGUUGGCUGGCCGGCAUGGGUGGAUGCCAGGAAUGAGCAGAUCGGUGCGAUUAAGGUAGGGCAGCUAACCCAUCCCGUGAUUGUCAGGGUCUCCCCUGUCCCGGAGAGAUGGGCGGCCUUCCAGACCAUCGCAGGGUGGAUCAUGCGUGCAAUGGAGGACGCUGAUAGACACAGGGAACGGACGCAAGAAGAAGGAAGUAUGAGUGAGUGUGCGGGUGUGUAUGUGGCCAGGUACGAUAGGCCGCAUAGAAGUGUAGCUCCUGUGCGGCGACCUCGUGCAAGGCUCUGA